AAAAAAACCAAAAAAAAAAAAAAAAAAAAAAAAAAAAAAAAGAGACAUAAGAAAGAUGUUGGAGUUGUGUCGUCGGCCAUUGGAGAAGUGCUUCGGAGGGGGCGACGGCCGUGGAGAUGGACUGAUGUGGCACAUGGAUCUCAAGCCCUACGCCUCCGGCGACUUCUCCAUCGCCGUCGUCCAAGCCAACUCGUCUCUCGAGGACCAAGGACAGGUGUUCACCUCUCCUUCCGCCACGUAUGUCGGUGUCUACGACGGCCAUGGAGGUCCUGAAACCUCCCGAUUCAUCACCCGCCACCUCUUCCCUUUCCUCCAAAAAUUCUCGACGGAGCAAGGGGGGCUAUCGGAGGAGGUGAUAAAGAAGGCGUUCGACGCGACGGAGGAGGAGUUCCUGCACUUAGUGAAGCGAUCGUGGCCGACGAGGCCUCAGAUCGCGUCGGUGGGGUCGUGUUGCCUCGUCGGCGCCAUAUCCGGCGACGUUUUGUACGUCGCGAAUCUCGGCGACUCGAGGGCGGUUCUCGGCCGGAGAGGCUCCGACAGCAACGGCACGGUCAUCGCCGAGCGGCUCUCGACUGAUCACAACGUGGCGGUUGAAGAAGUGAGGGAGGAGGUUAAGGAGCUUCACCCGGAUGAUUCCCACAUUGUGGUGUACACGCGUGGGGUUUGGCGGAUCAAGGGCAUUAUUCAGGUCUCGAGAUCGAUCGGAGAUGUUUACUUGAAAAAACCCGAGUUCAACAGAGAUCCUCUGUACCAGCAAUUUGGCAUUCCUAUUCCAUUAAAAAGGGCUGUAAUGACAGCAGUACCUUCAAUAUUGGUUCGGAAAUUGGGGCCUCAAGACAUGUUUUUGAUCUUUGCUUCAGAUGGUCUCUGGGAGCAUUUGAGUGACAAGGCUGCUGUUGAGAUUGUCUUCAAAAAUCCAAGAAUCGGAAUAGCAAAGCGAUUGGUGAGAGCUGCCAUUCAGGAGGCUGCAAAGAAAAGAGAAAUGAGAUAUGACGACAUAAAGAAGAUUGAAAAAGGGAUCAGACGCCAUUUCCAUGAUGAUAUCACUGUGAUUGUGAUAUACCUAGACCAUUCACAAGCUUCUCUAAAUGGAAGAUUUAAAGAUCAUAGCGCUUUUGACUGCACUACUGUUCCUGUGGAUAUAUUCUCCCUUAAUUCUGAUGAAGAUGUCUCACUUCAUGGAAUUAACUGAAAAUACAUUUGGUCAAGGUUCUUGCUGCUUUCUUGUGUAUAUAAUUAUAUAUAAUUUACAUGCUUAUAGUUCUAUAAAAAAGUUAUAGAGAGGUGCUUCUGGCUGGGCAAACAACAAGAGUUUCAAAAUAAUCGUUGUUAUAGGAAGGGAUUGUAAGUAAUUUUAUUUGUAAAUGGAGAGAUUACAAGGUAGGAGCUGCUGUUAAUUCCUAGCUUUGGGUUUUGAUUGUCUUUGAAUAAUUUUCCUUCUUUCUUUUCUUUUUUGUUUUGUUUUUUUUUUUCCUUUUCUGGUAAAUAGUUGGCUCUUUUAUUGUUCUUC
Molecule: messenger RNA, 1510 nt
Organism: Morus notabilis
Lineage: Eukaryota; Viridiplantae; Streptophyta; Magnoliopsida; Rosales; Moraceae
Product: probable protein phosphatase 2C 63
Exons: 4
Coding region: 56-1192 (378 amino acids)
Biological process (GO): protein dephosphorylation
Molecular function (GO): cation binding; protein serine/threonine phosphatase activity
Source: RefSeq, a predicted model, not a curated record